CUAUUGCUGACUGACACAAGUAGAUGGUCACAAAGGCAUCUGCUUUGCUGUGGUUUCCAGGGGGUCCUUUGUGACUUAAGAGAAUAGGGGGAGAUUCCAAGGACCAUGGGGUACAUUAGCUGCUCCUGUACACCUCUCCUGUCCCCUGUCCCCCUAAUGCCUUUAAGCAGUGACUGCCACAUCUUUCACAGUCAUGGCAAAGGAGAUCAUGGUCACCUCUUCCAUCUUUUUCCUUGCACUCUUUGGCAUGCCGAGGAACGCUCAUUGCUGCCUCCAAUGCGAGAAGGAAUUUACCAACAAAUUCAACUACUACAGGAAGCACCUGUGGUGGCGGUCGGCCUGGGCUGGGGAUCUGAUCUAUUGCCAGAAAUUCAUUGACGCUUGGGUGAAAGAGAUCAAGGAAACCAAGGUCGCCUUGCCGAAACAGGACCUCAGUUCAAUUGCUCGGGAUGUUUACAAUCUGAUGGAUCAGCAGUACAAGUUGUCACACAUGGGCAUUGGCUACUUUCCUAAAGCUCUACAGCGAAUCAAAAGAUAUCAAGUAGAAAGAAUCACUGAAGCUGUUAAAAAAUCUGCACAGAUCUGUUCUGAACACUGCGGAACAUACAGAGUUGAUUACAUAGACUGCACAAACUGUGACACCAGACCUGUGGAAUGUGGCCACAAAUGUCCAGAAGGAAAGAUGAGAGGAAUUAUACCUGUUGAGCUGAAUGACACCACUACGGAGAAACCUUCCACCCAAAGUGAAAGCAUUACACCAAUGGUCCUCCUGUCAAUUAUUAGCGCCAUCGUUCUGCUCCUGGGCAUCAUGGUGGGCCUAUACUAUUGUGCAAAACGCAGAAAGAAGAAGCAGGGCAAGGGGCAGGUGCCAGAAUCGAGCUCAGAUGAAAGAAACGUAAAUCAGAAGAAGUCUAAGCAGAAACAGCUAAAGAAGUGGAAGAAGCGAAAACAGAGAAAAAAGGAGAUUGAUUACUCAACAGAAUGAAGUAACCCAAAUGCCACACGAAGCACCCAAAGCAAAGCAUUUCUAAUCGAAUAAAGCCAAUAUAUAAUAGAUUUACCAGCACUGUAGAGAGUUUCAAACACUUUAGUAAAUAAACAAAAAUAUCUUAACCUUGAAGCACAGUGAUGCAAUUAUAUCAAUACGCACAUUACAAUUUUAAUAACUUCUUU
Leucoraja erinaceus (little skate) is the source of this 1173-nucleotide messenger RNA. Its product is annotated as izumo sperm-egg fusion protein 4-like. The transcript is spliced from 7 exons. The coding region runs from base 194 to 985 and encodes 263 amino acids. NCBI's taxonomy places the organism in Eukaryota, Metazoa, Chordata, Chondrichthyes, Rajiformes, Rajidae. The record is from RefSeq and is a predicted model, not a curated record.